This is a messenger RNA of Macaca mulatta (Rhesus monkey), 2301 nucleotides long. Lineage: Eukaryota; Metazoa; Chordata; Mammalia; Primates; Cercopithecidae. The record is from RefSeq and is a predicted model, not a curated record.
CGGCGGCGGCGGCGCCAGAACAUGGAGCUCGAGAACAUCAUGGCCAACUCGCUGCUGCUGAAAGCGCGUCAAGUCCUCUGCCUCCUGCCACAAAAGCAUCAGUUGGUCCAACCCUUCAGCGGGAGACCCCCGCAAUCCUCUCUCUUGGACCUCAUGUCUCCCUUGCUUGCCUCUCAAGAGAGCUGGUGACAGAACCUCGGACCUCAAGUCCCCCCAUGCCAGCCACAGUAGUUCUUCACACCCCAUCACUCUUACGGAAUUGCUGAUUUCCUCUAUUUCCUUGUGUGAUGGAGCAGCUCUGCUUGGAUUUUGUGCUCCAGGACAGGGUAAAUGCCUACUGAAGAUGUGACACCAGCCAGCGCUGCAUACUUAAAGGACAAUCUGGAGCCAAAGGUGGCGGCCACGCUUGUAGUCCCAGCUACUCUGGAAGCUGAGGUGGAAGGCUUGCUUGGGCCCAGGAGAGUCCAGCCUGGGCAAAACAGAGGAUAUGGUAAAAAAAGUGGUCGUAGUAAAAAAUGGAGGGAGAUAUUGACGCUGCCUCCUGUCAGCCAGUGCAGUGAGCUCAGACAUUCCAUUGAAAGGGAAUAUAACAGUCUUUGUGACAAGCAACCGAUAGGAAGACUUCUCUUCAGGCAGUUCUGUGAUACCAAACCCACUCUAAAGAGGCACAUUGAAUUCUUGGAUGCAGUGGCAGACUAUGAAGUUGCUGAUGAUGAGGACCGAAGUGAUUAUGGACUGUCAAUCUUAGAUAUAUUCUUCAAUGAUAAGUUGGCAGCCCCUUUACCAGAAAUACCUCCAGAUGUUGUGAGAGAAUGUAGAUUGGGACUGAAGGAGGAGAACCCUUCCAAAAAAGUCUUUGAGGAAUGUACUAGAGUUACCCAUAACUACUUAAGAGGGGAACCAUUUGAAGAAUACCAAGAAAGCUCAUAUUUUUCUCAGUUUUUACAAUGGAAAUGGCUGGAAAGGCAGCCCGUAACCAAGAACACAUUUAGACAUUACAGAGUUCUAGGAAAAGGCGGAUUUGGAGAGGUUUGUGCCUGUCAAGUGCGAGCCACAGGAAAAAUGUAUGCCUGUAAAAAGCUACAAAAAAAAAGAAUAAAGAAGAGGAAAGGUGAAGCUAUGGCUCUAAAUGAAAAAAGAAUUCUGGAGAAAGUGCAAAGUAGAUUCGUAGUUAGUUUAGCCUACGCUUACGAAACCAAAGAUGCCUUGUGCUUGGUGCUCACCAUUAUGAAUGGAGGGGAUUUGAAGUUUCACAUUUACAACCUGGGUAAUCCCGGCUUUGAUGAGCAGAGAGCUGUUUUCUAUGCUGCAGAGCUGUGUUGCGGCUUGGAAGAUUUACAGAGGGAAAGAAUUGUAUACAGAGACUUAAAGCCUGAGAAUAUUCUCCUUGAUGAUCGCGGACACAUCCGGAUUUCAGACCUCGGUUUGGCCAUGGAGAUCCCAGAAGGGCAGAUGGCUCGAGGAAGAGUUGGAACAGUCGGCUACAUGGCACCUGAAGUUGUCAAUAAUGAAAAGUAUACGUUUAGUCCCGAUUGGUGGGGACUUGGCUGUUUGAUCUAUGAAAUGAUUCAGGGACAUUCUCCAUUCAAAAAAUACAAAGAAAAAGUCAAACGGGAGGAGAUCGAUCAAAGAAUCAAGAAUGAUACUGAGGAGUAUUCCGAGAAGUUUUCAGAGGAUGCCAAAUCUAUCUGCAGGAUGUUACUCACCAAGAAUCCAAGCAAGCGGCUGGGCUGCAGGGGCGAGGGAGCGGCUGGGGUGAAGCAGCACCCCGUGUUCAAGAACAUCAACUUCGGGAGGCUGGAGGCAAACAUGUUGGAGCCCCCUUUCUGUCCUGAUCCUCAUGCCGUUUACUGUAAGGAUGUCCUGGAUAUCGAGCAGUUCUCGGCAGUGAAAGGGAUCUACCUGGACACCGCAGAUGAAGACUUCUACGCUCAGUUUGCUACAGGGUGUGUCUCCAUCCCCUGGCAGAAUGAGAUGAUCGAAUCUGGGUGUUUCAAAGACAUCAACAAAAGUGAAAGGGAGAAAGCUUUGCCGUUAAAUCUAGACAAGAACAUACAUACCCCGGUUUCCAGACCAAACAAAGGCUUCUUCUAUAGACUCUUCAGAAGAGGGGGCUGCCUGACCAUGGUCCCCAGUGAGAAGGAAGUGGAACCCAAGUGAUGCUGAGCAUCCCCCUGCAGACCGCAGAGCAGACCCUGGCGCCAGGAGGGAGCAGGUGUGGGCGUCUCCUCCCAACUGGAAUUGUAAUAAAUACAUCUAAAUAAAACGUGCCUUGGGAGUGUACAGAUCUUUCCACACUAA